Amoebophrya sp. A120 is the source of this 285-nucleotide messenger RNA. Lineage: Eukaryota; Dinophyceae; Syndiniales; Amoebophryaceae. The record is from the annotation of a GenBank genome assembly.
GAUCCUUCCGGCCGCGGCCGUCUGUGUUUUUCAGAUUGCCUGCGCGCGAUCAGGCGCCCGGUGUGCGCUGGCCCACGCAUUGGCUGGGUGCUGAAGGCGCCGGGGAACGGGGCCGCAGCCCCUGCACAAGGAGGGGGCGCCAGCACGCGCGCGGACCCACAUCCCGCGGCGGCCUCUCGUCUCUUACUUCGCUUCGGCGUUUUUGUGGCCAGACCCAGAGUGGCUAGCGCCGUCCGGUACCGGUGCUAUCAAUGCGUGGGUCUCUCGAUUGAUUAUAGUGACGAC